Molecule: messenger RNA, 564 nt
Organism: Aspergillus ochraceoroseus IBT 24754
Lineage: Eukaryota; Fungi; Ascomycota; Eurotiomycetes; Eurotiales; Aspergillaceae
Exons: 3
Coding region: 1-564 (187 amino acids)
Biological process (GO): transmembrane transport
Molecular function (GO): ATPase-coupled transmembrane transporter activity; ATP hydrolysis activity; ATP binding
Source: RefSeq, a predicted model, not a curated record
AUGGCAGCCAAACCCACCUGUGGGAAUAAGCAUCUAUCACCAGAGGGUAUGAAACUGACGUUCCAUAUCCGUUUGCAGGGGAAUACAAGCUUGCUUUGCAGUAAAUCUGAACUGUGCCAGCUAGGCGCAGGAAUAAAUGAAGCAGGAAUCCAUCCGGGUCAAUUGGCCGCUCUUGUCGGAUCUAGCGCCUCCGGAAAAUCAACCAUUAUCUUACUGAUCGAACGCGUGUACACGCCCACAUCUGGUACAAUCGAAACCGUGCUCUUCGACGGGACGAUCCGAUUUAAUCUGGAACUUGGUGCGCGGCCCGGACAGAUCGCAACACAAGCAGAUAUCGAAGAGGCAUGUAGGCUAGUCAAUGUUCAUGAGGCAAUCAUGGGGCUUUUGGAUGGAUAUGAAACCGCUUGUGGGCCGAAUGGGGACUGGUUGGAGAAGGCGGCUCGCAAUAUCACUGUGAUUGCAAUCGCGCAUCGGAUCUAUACGAUCUGGAAGGCGGAUGUGAUCUUCCUUAUUGAGGAGGGAAGAUAUAUCGAGAAGGGAGCACAUACAGAGCUGAGUGAGUAG